Messenger RNA from Theobroma cacao (cacao), 1252 nucleotides. Its product is annotated as protein TIC 20-I, chloroplastic-like. NCBI's taxonomy places the organism in Eukaryota, Viridiplantae, Streptophyta, Magnoliopsida, Malvales, Malvaceae. The record is from RefSeq and is a predicted model, not a curated record.
CCUCGGAUUCUGACCCACGAAGGCCGUAAGUAAAAAGCUCUACUUUACCAGGAAAGAACAGAAAACAAAGGAAAGCAAGAUAGAAUUAUAAUGACGGAUAUCGAGAGCAGACAGGCUUUACACUAACACUUAAACAGUAGCAUUUCAAGCGGUUUUCCUUCAUUCUUUUUUUCAAUUUAAGGUGGGUGCCAUGAUUCUGAAUGGAUUCAGCUCUCCCUCCAGAAUUGUUUCCGUGAGUUCAAGGCUACCUAAGCCAAUGCCAUGUAGCUCUACUUUCGUGUGCUUUCAUCAUCUGCCUGUUACGGCUGCACUUCAAAGCAGCAGCAGAAGUUCUUCAAGGUCUUAUUGGGAUUUGAAAUCCUGGUCAGUUGUAGAUGUGCCUUUGUUGCACCUUUCUGCUGCAUCAACUCCAUUGUUGAGUGGGGAUCAAGGUAGUCUCUCACACACUUUACCCUCAUUACCAAGGCGUCGCAGAUCUAGUAUGGGCCCGCGAGCAUCAAAGGAUGUUCCAUACAGUUUUCGCUAUCCUCAAAUGACUAAGAAACCCAGAUGGUGGUGGAGGACUUUAGCAUGCCUUCCCUAUUUAAUGCCUCUUCAUGAGACAUGGAUGUAUGCUGAGACAGCAUAUCAUCUACACCCUUUCUUGGAAGACCUUGAGUUUUUGACCUAUCCAUUCCUUGGAGCCAUUGGAAGUUUGCCGAGCUGGUUCCUGAUGGCAUAUUUUUUUGUUGCAUAUUUGGGGGUGGUGAGGAGAAAAGAAUGGCCUCACUUUUUUAGAUUUCAUGUGGUGAUGGGCAUGCUAUUGGAGAUUGCCCUGCAGGUGAUUGGGACUGUGAGCCGGUGGAUGCCACUUGCAGUCUAUUGGGGCAAGUUAGGGAUGCACUUUUGGACAGCUGUGGCAUUUGCUUAUCUCUUUACGGUUCUGGAGUGCAUACGAUGUGCACUUGCUGGUAUGUAUGCUGACAUUCCCUUCGUAUGUGAUGCCGCUUAUAUCCAAAUUCCAUAUGAUUAAGUGAAAAAAUAUAGCAGAAACUUUCUAUAUUUCCAUUAUGUGUUGGUUAUUUUGUAUGGGAAAUUUUUCAAGCAGAUAUGAAUAUUUUAAGUUGAAUAUUGCCUUUUGGUCAGCUUAUGUAAUUUAAGUUUUAUUCAGUGUAGGAUAUCUAUCCAAGCACCUUGUCCCACCUUCCACCCCCCCAAGUGGGCCUUUUCCCCUCCUUUCUUUAGUUAAUGAUGAUUUUGUGAAUUCCAUUUA